GUUGAGUUUAAUGCUUUGCUAGCUCACAGUUAGCCUUCAAUCUACUCUCAGCGACAGACAGUCUCAGAAAUGCUGAGGCUUGAGGACUUUCACGGGAAGGAUUUAAGGUCCAAGUGUUCAAUGUGUUGACCGGUUGCUUAUCAAACAGGCAACUGUUCAGACAGGAUGCCAGAGAUGACCGAAACUCCGACACCUGGUCGUAAACCCAAAAAGAAGAAAAACAAAGAAUCUCACAAUGCAGUUGAGAGACACAGAAAAGAGAAGAUUAAUGCUGGGAUUAACCGCAUUGGUAAUCUACUCCCCUGUUCCAAGGCACUCAAGCAGAGUAAGAACAUGAUCUUGGAUCAGGCCCAUCGUUACAUCACUGAACUGAAGAAACAAAAUGAUACGUUGCUUCUGGAAGGAGGAGAUAAAGUCCAAGCUGAGGAGAUCCGGCGGCUGCGGCGUCAGAUGGAGGAGCUGAGGAGGGAGAGUGCUCAGUACAUCGAUCUCCUUAAAGCCCACGAUAUUAACAUUUUAGAAGACCCAACUAUUCACUGGAAGGGCAAACAGCGAUGCACCAAGGUGGCAAUGGUGACUCCCACUCACCAACUCUCAAAAGGGAUUGUCGUCUACUCCAAUGGCAUUGUAAAGUGUCCAGCAGGAAAGGAGACCAGCCCAACAAAACAGCCUUCUGAAACCAUAAUUCUUCAGCCACCGUCUGAGGUCAGUGCCAGGUUGAGAGUUAACGGAGCCCUGUUGCAAGUUAAUACCUCUUCAAUCCCUACACUUCUCCCUGGGUCGACGGCCGCACCCAACCAGUCUUCAACAGGCCUUAGAAUGAUAGAGCAGUGUGUGGUCGAGACACCGGCUGCAGCCCCCACUCUUUCACCCUCUGUGUCUUACAUUACCCUCCAGAUCCCAGCAGCCACCACAGCCCUUUCCCAACAACCACAGCCUGCCGCCCCAGUCCCGACCCUCACCAUAGCAGUCACUUCAGCGUCACAGCUCCCCACUGAAAGUCCUGCGCAGCCCUUGUCUAAUCUGACAACAUUCACCCAAGCUAUAGCCACAUCCAGAGCAGCAACCUCAGAGGGUUGUUCUUGGGCCCCACAGGAUGCUGCCAUGAGGACUGUAAGUUACACUGCUAUCCACAACAGCCAAGCCCUUCUUAGGGCUGGGGCGGCAGGCAGCACACAGACGACCUGGACAACGCUGCAGAUGGUGGGAAACACAGUGCAGCCAGUCUGCCAGAGUCUCCCCACCACAGAAGCCCUCAACACCACUCGGACUGUCCAGCAGGUGACUGUCUGUCCAAUGGGACACACGCCCUCUGUUCAGCCCAUUCAAAUACAGAUGCAACCACAUGUGCCUGUACAGCAAUCACCCAUUUCAGCACACAUUCAAGCACAGCCCUUUCAGAGACCGACCCAGCUACGGCCAGCAAUCCUGAACCAGGUAAAGCCUCAGCCAGUUCUAGCACCCCCACCACAAUGUGCUGUUCUCUCCCAGUCAGCCAUAGUACCCCAGCCAGCUGCGGUGGCCCACUCUGCCGUCGUGUCGUCGCAGCCCCAGUCUGUUGUACUCAAACCAGUGUCAUUGGUUCCCCAUCAUCCGACCACCCACAUGCCUCAGCCAUCCCUGGUGCCACAGGCCACUGUGCUGCCCCUCCUUCAGACCAUGCAGGUGCUGCAGGUCAACUCAACUGGAGGGACCGCCUCAGGUGUAACAGCCCAACAGAACACUAACAACCCAAGUGUGGUCAUUCUGCAACAGGCCAGUUCUUGUCCUACCCAGUCAGUUGUAAGGGAGGAAAUGACAAAUCAGCAACCAUGUCAACAUAUUGUAAUCAUCCAGGCACCCAAUCAAAUAGCUCCUGUCCCACAGAAUCCUCAGGUUGGCAUGGUGCCUGCUGCUGUUCCCAUUGCAGUACCUGUUGUGUCCACCCAGAUAUCCACAACCAGUAGUUCAACAUCUGCCACUUCGUUACAGAGUGUAGGGGGAAAGCAACUGGUGCACAUUCUCCCACGUCCCGUUCAGCCUCAUGUGAACCAUCCCCUUCAGGUCACACAGGCCUCCUCUUCACCACCGAUUCCUCCAACCCCACAGACGAUCACUGUGAAUGGCCAGGUGUUUGCUUUGCAGCCCAUGAAGACAUCUGACAAAUCCAGUUCCCAUGCUGGCCAGAGUACACUCCAGCUGGUCCAGCCCACCACCACCGAAGAACCAACAACUAAUGUGGCCCUCAACAGUUUAGGUGCACUCAGCAGUCUCAAUCAGAGCAUCUCUCAGGGCCUUCCACUUACCAUUUCUAGCCAGACUAAUGUCCAGCUUCCAGCUGCUCAAUUAUCAGUAGUCCAGCAGAAGCAGCCUCCUGCUCAGGCGUCCGUCCCUGGAACCGCUCUUGCUCUGCCAGCCCGGCAGCUACAAGUCCCUUCUUUCAACCCAGUCAAGUCAGGGCUGGUGGGUAAUACCUCAAAAAGUCGAGGAAAGAGGCUUCGCACAACUUUGAAUACAAAGAGGGCGACAACAGCUAAAAGAACUAAACCAGCCAAAAAGAAAGAGCUCAGUGAGGCCCCACCUGUCGUUGCCGUUUUGGCCAAACCUGUGGUAGCUGCAGGAGAAAGUCAGACAGUUAAAGUUUCAGUAUCUGAAGUUUUACAGUCUUCGACAGUAAAAAUCAUGGACAUUCCCCCUACUUGUACCGCAGCUAUCACAACGACAGGUGGCAGUGAAGCUGUAGGGAAUAUCACUCCUACACAAAACAGUCAGAUAAUGAUUGUGUGUAGUUCAUCGAGUGAGUCGCCUGUCUUUAGGCAAUCCCCACCACAGAGCAAAAGCUCCGUGGGUGCAACUCGGUCUGAUGUUGUGCUCAGUGACACUUGUGGUGCGGCAACUGCAGUUGCAACUGUCAAUGCCACAUCGGUCAAGCCAACAGUUAGUGCAGCUAUGGCCAUUGAGAGUAAACCAUCCAUAGUUUCUGGCAACAACUCAGCUUUGACCAAACUCUCGGUUCCAGAGGUUAAACAGCCAACCACUAGUUCAGCAAUUAGCACGACACAAAGUAAGUCAGCUGCCACCACUUCUGUUUCUAAACCGAGCAAAUCUGUGGUCGGUUCUGAAGGUGCCACUGAAACUCUGUUCACACCCACCACUGUUCCUAUCGAAUGCCUGACUGCAGUCUGCACCAGCAGUAUCCCAGAAACUGCACCAGUAUCUUUAAAUCAGUCGACCCAAACAACUUGUAUGACGGUAUGUCGUCCCCACCAGGUAUCUAAUACCCAAGAGCCUCUGCCCUGUAAUAAACAACAGUCACAGCCCACCACUUUACCCUUGGUGUCCACAACUGUGGCGCUCUCAUCGCCUGCAGCAACUUGUUCUGCAGCCCACAGCUCUGUGACAGCCCCUACAACAAGCUCAGAGUUUAGGAAAAGGGGCACUACCGGUAGAGCCCCAACACAACAGACUAAUGUGAAUAUUCCCCACCCAUCACCCUGUCACCCUGCUGAAAUCAAACCACCUCAGCCUUCUCGAAGAGAUAGGGAGUCUCAGGUAGAGAGACACUCUACUGCAGCAGAGAAAGACCGCUUGGUGGCAGCAACUUCUGGCACUCCCUCUAGAAAGGAUUUUGCCCUAUCUCAACAGGUGUACACUAACCUUGACGAUCAAACUAUAGAGCACCCGUUGACCGCAAGCAGACAGACAGAUUCUCCCAUGUCUUCAGGGGCUGGUGGAGGCAGAGGGUUCUCUGUGGCAUCCAUGCUUCCCCAGGGCCACACUAUCAGUGCGUCACCUGGCUCCUUUGGCACGUUUACGUUCACCUCUGAGCAGGCAGAAAUGCUGGCCUUGGCCAUGCUCGAACAGGACAGUCCAGGAAGGCGUAGUGGAAGCUGCUCUGGCAACACUGCUUCAACAAACCCCACGUCAGCCACAUGGGAGCAACCAAAAGCCCUGAUGGUGUCGAACAGUAAAGAAAGGGGUUCAACUGGACAGCAGGCAAAAGUGACUAAACCCACGGACACAGUAACGUCUAAACCCACUGUCCAGGUGUCUGUCCGAGGACAUGCUGAGGAGGGGCCCAAUGGAAGCAGACAUCCACAAAACAUCUCAUGCUCUCAGUCUCUCUCCCAGGUUCAGUCUCAGAGCUCAUCCCAGAGCGGCAGCGUGGCUAGCCUCAGCGUCAACAACCUGAUCAAGCCCAGCUCCAGUCAGCAACCCUACCCUGGCUCUCCCAGUCUUGCUGUCCAACAGGGUUCAGUUCCCUCACCUGUAGGGAGCUCAGCCCACAUAUCCCAACCCCCAAACCACACCCUCUCCCCCUGCUCAGGUGCGGCCCAACUGAAUGAGUACACCCCCUUAAAGACUGCGUUGAUGAGGGCUCAGGCUGGGGUCGGUGUAGGUGAGCGACAAGUGAAGAUCGUCUCCAAACGGCAGGCCCAGGAAGAGUCGAUGCUAAACACUGGAAAACGGCCCAAGCCUACCACUGUUAGCCAUAUGGACCUGAAAGCACCAGACCACAGCCAGAUGCCCUCAGCUGUCCCACCAUCAUCUGCUGUCAUGAUAGGGAUUAAUUCAGAAAAUGGAGGCCACCUCUUCUCCACAAACUCUUUCCUGAGCCCAGUAGUUCGGCCCCCAGAUGGCCACUGCCCUCCUCAAGGACCCCUUGAGCAGAACCAGCCAGGUGUGCUUCAUCUGCCCCAGGGUCAUCCACAGCAUGCUGCAACCCAGCCUGGCCAGCACCUGGGAGGAAACCUGUACAUAAAACAGCAACAGCAAGAGCAACAAAGACACCAUCUGUAUCAUUUGCAACACCACCUGACACAGCCUGACCCCGCACAGAACCACUCACUACACCAGAGGGCGCUUCAGCAGCAGCAACAACAGCAGCAACAACAACAACAGCAGCAACAACAGCAGCAGCAACAACAGCAGCAGCAGCAGCAGCAGCAUGUGCAGAAGAAGCGAGGGCUUGUCAGAGGCAGUCAGACCGGGUCGCCUGUUGGCCUGCAACAGAAGCAGCACCACCUGGAGAAGUCUGGAGUUCAGCAGCAGCACUCGCAUCAACAGCAGCCGCAGCAUCAACCCCACACGCAGCAGCAUCAACAGCCCCACCAACAAUCACAGCAGCAUCAACACCAACAGGCUCAGCAUCAACAGCACCAACAGCAAACACAUCAACAGCAAACACAGCACCAACAACAACAACAACACCAACAGCAGCAGUUACAGCAGCAGCAGCAGCAGAGCUCCCACUCCAGACACCAGCAGCACCUACAGCAGCAGCAGCAGCAGCACUUUAGACACCAGGAGAAGAGUUGUGAAGCCCAGGCAGCGGGAUCCAGGGUCCACCACGGCAGCCUCCUGGGCCAGCAGGACCACCUCAAGCCUGGUCAGGACCAUAAUGCUAUGCAGAGGAUGAUGAGCACGAGGACUCUGGAGCAGCAGCUCGUCCCUCCUCCCAGCAAUCCUGCGCCCCGGCCGUCGGACCUGGCCUGCGCUCCGUCACGCCAGGAGCGUAUCCGUGUUUCCAGCUACUCUGCCGAGGCACUCAUCGGUAAGAGUUCCACCAGUGGUGAACAGCAACAGCGCAUGGGUCUCCACCUUCAGCCUCGCGGGGCCACACAGGAGCAGCCAGACCUCCGUGGUUAUCUGGACACAUCGCAAGGGAAGGCCAGCAGUGCACACAACCCGCAGAAUCGCUUGACCUCCUCUGACCAUCCAGGAUCUGCGGAUGUUCAGCGGGUCUCAGAGUGUCCGCCAUUCAAGACCAUGGGAGGAGGAGUGCAUCAACUCGGUGGCUUUGAGGCUCAGGUGUCUCGUGGCAGUGACAUGGUGCCCAAGUCAGUGCCGUCCUCCCAGAGGGGCCCUCAGGGGCAGCAACAAGGCGCGUUCGGAAUGGGUGUCGGCCCUCCGCCAGAUGCCCGAAACCGCUACAGUGCCGCUCAUCCCGGCUCACAGGGAGUCCAAGUUGGCCUCCCCCGGGAGCAGGAAGGUUGUCACCAGAGUUUCAUGCAAAGCCUUCUUUCGCCCCACCUGCCUGAGCAGAGCAACCACCAGCGGGCAGUGCAGUGCUGUCCCCCGGUCAGCAUGGAGUACAGCUGUCUGCCUGGAAGCUCCUCAGGAGACCUCCAGGCCAAGGCCUCCAGCCCCAGUGGGCCCCAGACGCAGAAGGCCCCAGCCAUGCGGCUUGGAGAGGGCAACAAGGGCCAUAUUCCUCAGGUCAGCAGUAAUAUGCACGGAGGCCCAGGUGUGCGGACAGGCCUCCCCCACCCUCUGACCCCACACGGCAGCUCUGAGCCAGGCCGCUCCUCGGCCCCCUCCCGACCACCCGCUGCUGCGAACCAGCACUCUCGCCACAUCGGCCGAGACACUCAGCCCCCCAAGCUGAGGCCUGGUGACCGGCCUCGAUCAGGUCCUCUGAGGCAGAGCAACCCCUUUGAGCCCGAGGGUGGAGGGGUGCUGCUGAGCAGACCGCAGUCUGGAGGAGAGGCGCGGCGCAGCACUAUCGUUCGCUUCAUGGCAGAUACUGCUCAGGUUCCGAGCGACAACAACCUGGUUCCUGAUCAACACUUAACACAGAACUUUGGUUUCCCCUUUAUUCCAGAAGGAGGGAUGAAUCCUCCACCUCCCAUCAAUGCCAACUCCACAUUCAUCCCUCCGGUCAGCCAGCCCAAUGCCUCCCGUACGCCGUCCCUUCUGCCUGUCGAGACCCAAAACACGUUACCCUCCUUCUACCCUUCUUAUUCUCCAGCGGCUCACCCCAGCCUUCCCAGCGAUGUCACCCUCCAGUACUUUCCCAACCAAAUGUUUACCAGCCCGAAUGCAGACAAGAGCAGCGCUCCCCCGCUUAAUAACCGCUUCGGCUCGAUCCUUUCCCCACCUCGCCCAGUGGGGUUUGGCCAGACCAGCUUCCCCUUGCUUCCAGAUAUGCCCCCUAUGCCCAUUGCCAACUCAUCUGGAAUCACCCCCCACAUAUCCAACUUCAGCCUCACCUCCCUGUUCCCCGAGAUCGCCACCGGCAUGCCCGCUGACGGUUCGGCCAUGCCGAUGUCUCCCCUGCUGUCGCUCGCCAACACCUCGGCGUCUGACUCUGGCAAGCAGCCCAACCGUCCCGCCCACAACAUCAGCCACAUUCUGGGCCACGACGGCAGCUCAGCCGUGUGAGAAGAGGUCCGGCUGCACUUGAUGUAAAAGUGGUGGUGAAGCACCUGAUGGCGGUUUGAGCUCAAGUGACACCGUGUCUGUCCGAUUGUUUACAUGUUCAGUUUCAAUCUCGGAUUUGUUCCGUCUGGCAUACGUGUGCCAACGUUAUUUGAAAUCCAUAAUCUUUUGAAUUGAAGGUGACAUGGAAAUGUAUUUCUUUAAAGCUCUGUUGUUGGUUAAACCAACUGUUUGGUAGUAAAACUAAAUUAUCUUUCGAGCUUGAAUGCAAUGUAUUGUGGGUAAUUAAGAAACCUGCAGUUACCCACCAAUGUAAUUUUACUAAUUUAUCAGUUGUAUUGUACAGAAUCUUUUUUUUUCUCAAGAUCUAUUUUGUAAAUAACGGUUUCAUAUCAGAAUUGUUAGAUUAUGUAUUUGUAAAUACAAAAUGGAUUAAUAAAGUUUAUAAGGAGACAUUUCAA
This is a messenger RNA of Pseudoliparis swirei, 7601 nucleotides long. RefSeq names its product basic helix-loop-helix domain-containing protein USF3. Bases 166 to 7143 code for a protein of 2325 amino acids. The record is from RefSeq and is a predicted model, not a curated record. NCBI's taxonomy places the organism in Eukaryota, Metazoa, Chordata, Actinopteri, Perciformes, Liparidae. The transcript has 7 exons. Gene Ontology annotation, molecular function: protein dimerization activity.